AUGCUGAGAAUCCUCAUCGCCCUGUGCAUUGCGUCUUCCGUAUACGGCAAGUUUUUUUUGCGUUUAAUUCUCUGGGGUUUCAAUUUGAAUCAAUAAAAAUAUAUCGAAAAGACGCAAUUUUCAACCCAUCUCUUUACUGUUGAUUUUUUGAUUAUGAUUUCGAAAAAUUUUUCUUUACAAAAAUAUUAGAACUAUGCUUUUCAGCCGCGAAGUGCGAAUCUCCGCAGCACUCUGCAUCGACAUUCUCAACGAAUGACGGCUUCUUCCACUUCCGCACGACGUACAUCACCGAGUUGACGAUCCAAUGUGGAAACAACGCCAAGGUCUGAUUAAUUUUUUUUAUCAUUUUCUACGGGUGUAACUUGUGGGGGAAGGCUAAAAACACAAAAGGCCAGUAUUACCCUAAUAAAACAUUUGGAACUAGUUUUUUUUUAUUUUAUGCUUUCUAGCAUCACAGCAGAAAUUUGAAUUUAUUAUAUUCUCCGUUUCAGUUGAUAGAAAACAAUGGCGUUUUUCUUUUCAUAUUUUUAUCAUUUAAGAAGAAUAAGCUAACCACAAGUUUUCACAUUUAAUGCCGUUUUUUUUUUAAAAUUUACUUGGUUACAGCAUUUAAAAAAGUUUUGAGAAGUAAAAGGUAACAUGGUUUCAUCUUUAUUGAGUUAUUUUUUUACAGAACACUCAGUUCUAUGCUGAGGUUAACGGAAAGGUCGUCCCAGUCGCUGUUUCUGAAGAAACCUCCAAGUACCAGGUAGAACGACAGUUUCAUGGCUGUAAAAAUCAGAAAUUAAAUAGGUGUCAUGGACAUUGGAUCAUGAAGCCUCUAACGCCCAAACCUUCUACGUCAACGUCUUCGACGAGGAAGGAAUCAAGGCCUAUACCAAGGAUCACUCGACCAAGCCUCUCUUCUCCGUCUCUCACUACCACUCAGUUCGUUUUUUUUUUUCGCGUAUUUACUAUUGGAAUCGUUUGCUUAUCGAUGCCCUACAUACCUAAUUACUCUCUCUCUCUCAUUACUAUUUUUUUGCCAAGUUAAUUUAUUUAAAUUCUUCCAUUCAAGAAUUCACUUCAUAAGUCCAAAUCUAGUGUGAAAAAGAAAUACCUUUUCUGCGAAUCGUGUUUAACUUAAAAAUUUGUUUCUUUUAUUCAUUCUCUCAAAAAACAAAACAGAUCGUGGUACAGGUUUUAAACUCAUUUUUUUAAAAAAAUGUUAUUGUAAGCAAUAACGAAAAUAUCUUGGAUAACGGAAAACUUGAAGCUGUUGAAUUUGAAGUUAAUGUUUCUUUCUAGUUAUAAAGCUUCAACAGCAAAAUAAUCAAACUUCCUUCAAGUUGACUUCUUUUUUUGUUUUUGUUGUAUUUUUUUUAUAGUUAUGUAAUGAAAAAAAAACCUCCAAUCGAAUCCAUUUUCGAACAGCAAGUUAUUUUCACAUUUAUCAUGAACCUCAAGAAAGCUUUAAAAUUUUCACAUUUCUCAUGAACCUCAAGAAAGCAUUUAAAAAAAUCGUUUUCAGGGUCUGACGAAAAAGUCGCCGAUUUCAUCGGAAACCGUCGCUCUGCUUCUCAGCGUCGUUGGCCUGUACUACGCCAUCCGACAAAAGAACGAAAUCGUGCACUAA
Messenger RNA from Caenorhabditis auriculariae, 1615 nucleotides. The record is from the annotation of a GenBank genome assembly. NCBI's taxonomy places the organism in Eukaryota, Metazoa, Nematoda, Chromadorea, Rhabditida, Rhabditidae.